Eublepharis macularius is the source of this 3522-nucleotide messenger RNA. It is a transcript of the gene TBC1D22B, whose product is annotated as TBC1 domain family member 22B. Gene Ontology annotation, molecular function: GTPase activator activity. Bases 122 to 1633 code for a protein of 503 amino acids. The record is from RefSeq and is a predicted model, not a curated record. Lineage: Eukaryota; Metazoa; Chordata; Lepidosauria; Squamata; Eublepharidae. The transcript has 13 exons. Gene Ontology annotation, biological process: activation of GTPase activity.
ACGGAGGCCCUGGAGGGAGGAGGUGAGGCGGCUUCGGCCCGCGGCUGCUACCGGGGCCCACCGCUUCAGCUCGUCCCCUCCCCCACAGCGCUGGCGGAGGACUUGGCCUCCGGCCCCAGCCAUGGCUGCCGAAGGCAGUAAGCAGUUCUGGAAACGGAGCGCGAAGCUGCCGGGCAGCAUUCAGCCUGUUUACGGUGCUCAACACCCUCCUCUGGAUCCCCGGCUCACCAAGAACUUCAUUAAAGAACGUUCCAAGGUUAAUGCGCUGCCCAUGAAGAAUAAGAAGGCCAGCAGUUUUCAUGAGUUUGCCCGUGACACCAGUGAUGCUUGGGACAUUGGGGAUGAUGAAGAUGAGGACUUCUCAUCUUUCCAGACCUUGAACUCUAAGGUGGCCAGGGCCACAGCAGCGCAGGUGCUUGAGAACCACAGCAGACUGCGUGUGAAACCUGAGCGACCUCAGGCAGCUCUGAGUGAAGUACCAACCAACUGCAAAGUUAUCAAGUCUAAUAGUGAAGUCCAGCUGUCCAGAAUGCCUGAGGAUGCCUGUAUGCGCAAUCCACUCCACAAACAACAAUCCCUCCCACUCCGGCCCAUCAUUCCACUUGUUGCUCGCAUCUCUGACCAAAAUGCUUCAGGGGCUCCUCCCAUGACUGUGCGUGAGAAAACUCGCCUAGAGAAAUUCCGGCAGCUACUAUCCAGCCACAACACAGACCUAGAUGAACUGAGGAAAUGCAGCUGGCCUGGUGUCCCCAGAGAAGUUCGGCCUGUGACAUGGCGACUUUUAUCGGGUUAUCUCCCUGCCAACAUGGAGCGGAGGAAACUGACCUUGCAGCGCAAACGAGAGGAGUAUUUUGGCUUUAUUGAGCAGUAUUAUGACUCUAGAAAUGAGGAACACCAUCAAGAUACAUACCGGCAGAUACAUAUAGACAUUCCACGGACGAAUCCCCUGAUUCCUCUAUUUCAGCAGCCGCUAGUUCAGGAGAUCUUUGAACGAAUCCUGUUUAUUUGGGCCAUCCGACACCCAGCCAGCGGCUACGUACAGGGGAUUAAUGACCUGGUCACUCCAUUCUUUGUCGUGUUCCUCUCUGAAUAUGUUGAAGAAGAUGUGGAGAACUUUGAUGUUACAAACCUCUCUCAGGAUGUGCUACGGAGCAUUGAAGCUGACAGCUUUUGGUGUAUGAGCAAACUACUGGAUGGGAUACAGGAUAACUACACAUUUGCACAGCCAGGGAUCCAAAAGAAAGUCAAAGCACUGGAGGAACUCGUCAGCCGAAUCGAUGAGCAGGUACACAAUCACUUUAGGAAGUAUGAAGUGGAAUACCUGCAGUUUGCCUUUCGCUGGAUGAACAAUUUACUGAUGAGGGAGCUUCCUCUUCGCUGUACUAUUCGCCUUUGGGAUACAUACCAGUCUGAGCCAGAGGGAUUCUCUCAUUUCCAUUUAUAUGUCUGUGCUGCAUUCUUGAUUAAGUGGCGGAAAGAGAUCUUGGAUGAAGAGGACUUCCAGGGCCUUCUAAUGUUGCUACAAAACUUACCGACGAUACACUGGGGCAAUGAAGAAAUUGGACUCCUCCUUGCCGAAGCUUACAGACUCAAGUACAUGUUUGCAGAUGCCCCCAAUCACUACCGCCGAUAGGUGCCAGGGAUCUGCCUCUACAUCCCACCAUGCUGGCCCAAUCUCAAUCACUGUGGCAUUUCAUCACCCAUGUCCUUGGACACUCCAAACAGGAUCCAUGAUUUGCUGUAAAAAGCUCACAUCAGACUUCUGUCUUAACUUUUGGUGUGCCCGCUUGCCACUCUGUGUGUGGAUGUGCCACUCAAAGUACCAUUAGUGUUCCAUACUGUGAUGGUGGCCUGAGCUUGGCUGGGGCCUGUAAGCAUAAACUGAGCCUCUGAAUGCCCAGCCUGGGUCAUCUAAGCCUUGCAGCCUCUUGUUAACCUGUCUAAGCACAGGCACUCUUGUGUACUCCCAGCUGGGUCUAUAUUUUCUUUUCCUCCAGAUGCUGUUCAAUCAAACUCCCUAAUGAAGAUGCCUUAUAAAGAGUCCUGCCCUGGGGAUGGCAGUGCCGUUGGACACAAGAAGCUCUCAGGGCUUAGCUUUGCUCCAUGUGUCUGAAGUGCAACAUUUCAGUGGUUAACAAGAGACAUACUCUCCUCUCUUAUCUACACAUACUAUCCUGCAGCAUGUCUCUGCAUAGGAUGGUGCACACACAUGCUGAAAACGCUGUAUUGUCCACACACAGUUCAAAAUGACACAACUAAACAAGACAGGACUCCUCCUGUGACUGACUGACUGGCUGGCUGGCUGGCUGACCUGUGUGCAUUGAACUGGAGGGUGUGGGGAGCUGUGUUUCUAAGAAUUUCCUUUCCUUGACAGUGACACUCCUCCAAUGCAUUAUGUGUAUAUUGUGUUCUUGUGUAUAUGGGUAAAAGAUGUACAUUACAAGUCUUCUGUUUGUAGCAGAUAUGAUUUUAUAUUUAUAAUGUGCGUCUCUAGCGUGUAAAGGCUGCCUAGGUUACAAAUAACAGUGGGCCUCCUGCCUCCCCUGGUCGUUGGGGUUCCAGAGCUGUUGGCGCAUCUGCACUAGCUCAUUUUUCAGAUACAAGCAUUUCUUUUCUAUCAGGGAAACUUGAAUCCAGAGCAAAAUUGUAUGACCUGCAGCACCAAGGAUGUUGUAAGUUUAUAAAACUUGCUGCUGGAAUGGGGCACAUUGAACUCACUGGGAUCUGACCUGAAGAAUGCCUGCUCUCCUCAUCUGCAUGGCACAUACUCUUUGGAAAACACCUCAGCACUCUUUUCCCCUCAAGCAUUGCAGUGGUGGCUUCGACCAUUCAUGUACAUUGCUGUAGCAGUUUCUUUUGAAGAGUAAUGAGUCCCAGUCUGCAUCUCCUUGCUUUUCUAUCGCCUCAGAACCCCUUCAUUGAACUCCCCCAGUCCUCUCUCCAGGUAAUGGGGAGUGUGGAUUGAGUCGGUACAAGACUCUGAACUAUCUGGGGAAAGAGGAGGAGGGGGCUUCCAUCAUCUGUUAUAGCCCCUCUUCCCUUCCCCUCCCCCAGUUGCCUCCGUGUGAAUUUCAACAAACACAGGAGCAUGUUUUUAAUUUAAUAUUUUACUGCAGCUAUCAGGUGUAGUCUCAUUAGUGCCAAGUCUUGACCUCUCGGGGCAGAUUUGUUCCCAUGCAGCUGAGCUCCUCAGUUUGCACUGGGCUGACCUCCGCGCAUUUCAUCAGGCUUCAAACUGCACCCAGCUUGUUUUGUUUUUCCCUCUUUGGGCCACAAAAGAAAAGCAACUGAGUAGCUUUCCCUUCAGUUAUGGUACCAGGGGAGACUGGAUGCACCAGGAGGUGGGAGCCUUGUUGCCAAUCAAAGACCAAGCAGUGUCUCACGUUGCUUUCCUAACCUUGAGUUGUUUUCUCAGGCAUUCUGACUUGAUUUUCUUUUGUGUGUGUGCCUUUUGUUGUUUCCUCUGAGACAGCGACUUGGUGGUCAUUAGUUUAACAUGACUAAUUAAAAGAGAAAAACAUC